AGUUAUGUCUUCACUGCCAAUUAAAGAGACCGCUAAGUACAAGUUAAAGAGCGAAAUCCCUAAACCCAUCUCUCGCAGGUAUCUUCUUUUUCCUAUACCUUAUCUUCUUCCUCGUCUCCCGACACUCUCUAUUCAUCUUCAAAUUGCGGCGAUUUCCUUCUCCUCAUGUUCUGUGAUCCACCAGAAGCCCCUAUUAACCUCCAAUAUCCCACAGUUCUCUCUUCUUCUCCCGCUUCCCGCCUCGAAAUUCCCCUGCGCUCGCCACGCCCUCGUCGCCCCUCUAUCCUCCGGCCUCCGCGCGGCGGCUUCGGUGAUCCGCGCGACUGCUGUGGGUUCUGAUUAUUCGUCAAGGAGGGGUGGCGGCAGCGGCAACGAGCCCAGGGAGACUAUCCUGCUUCCUGGCUGCGAUUAUAAUCAUUGGCUUAUUGUGAUGGAGUUUCCCAAGGAGCCGGCUCCUACGCGGGAGCAGAUGAUCGAGACAUAUCUGGACACGCUUGCCACUGUUCUCGGAAGCAUGGAAGAAGCCAAGAAGAACAUGUAUGCGUUUAGUACAACAACUUAUACAGGGUUCCAGUGCACUGUCUCUGAAGAAACAUCAGAAAAAUUCAAAGGACUGCCAGGCGUUCUUUGGGUAUUGCCUGAUUCAUAUAUUGAUGUCAAAAAUAAAGAUUAUGGAGGUGACAAAUAUAUAAAUGGGGAGAUCAUCCCCUGUACCUACCCUACUUAUCAACCCAAGCAACGUUCAAAGAAUGAAAGCAGAAGAUACGUGAGACGCAGGGAUGGUCCAACACCAGAAAGGAAAAGAAGCGGCGAUUCAUCUCAGGCUGGGCCUGCUUAGGCAUCAGUCUGAAGCAUUCACCGGCCUUGAUUUACAAUUAUCUAUUUUAGGAUCAUCAGUUGUCGUGUUCGUAUAUUGGAAGGCUACAUGAAUUUAGCUGGAUGCCUCUUGUGGCAAUGGCGCUGCAAAUUUUUAGGUGUGCCAUUACCAUGUUCGGGCGGGGGUGACAGGAAGUGUGGGUUCAUAUUCUUGAUGUUGACAGCCACGAACAGUUAAUAGAAGAAGCUCUACUUUGUAUGAGCGGAGACUGUUUAAACUUAUUAACCAUUAAUCUUAUUGAUUAUUAUCGCUUGCA
Messenger RNA from Zingiber officinale, 1133 nucleotides. RefSeq names its product multiple organellar RNA editing factor 9, chloroplastic-like. The transcript has 4 exons. NCBI's taxonomy places the organism in Eukaryota, Viridiplantae, Streptophyta, Magnoliopsida, Zingiberales, Zingiberaceae. The record is from RefSeq and is a predicted model, not a curated record. Gene Ontology annotation, biological process: cytidine to uridine editing; chloroplast RNA modification. Bases 5 to 838 code for a protein of 277 amino acids. Gene Ontology annotation, cellular component: chloroplast.